Messenger RNA from Symphalangus syndactylus (siamang), 1653 nucleotides. RefSeq names its product transcription factor-like 5 protein. Gene Ontology annotation, cellular component: nucleus. Gene Ontology annotation, molecular function: RNA polymerase II cis-regulatory region sequence-specific DNA binding; DNA-binding transcription factor activity, RNA polymerase II-specific; protein dimerization activity. The record is from RefSeq and is a predicted model, not a curated record. Gene Ontology annotation, biological process: spermatogenesis; regulation of DNA-templated transcription. NCBI's taxonomy places the organism in Eukaryota, Metazoa, Chordata, Mammalia, Primates, Hylobatidae.
AUGUCGGGCCCCGGACCGCGGGAGCUGCUGCCAGAGGCAGGCGCGGCAGGCGGUGAGGCGGGCGUUGAGGGCACGGGUGGCGGGGACGCGGCGCUGGGCGAGCCGGGGCUGAGCUUCACAACCACCGACCUGAGCCUGGUGGAGAUGAUGGAGGUGGAGUACACGCAGCUGCAGCACAUCCUCUACUCGCAAAUGGAGACGGCGGCUGACGGCGAGCUCGAGAGGUGCCUCAACUCGGCGCUGCUGGCGGCGGCGGACCCGGGCGCAGGCGCGGACGUCUUCGCGGCGGGUGGUCUGGGGGGCGCGGCGCCCAUGGGCCCCGUGCUGUGCUCGUCCGCGCUGGCGGUCGACGAGCCCUGCCUGAGCCACAUCGACUUCCAGGAGCUGUGCAUGAUGCUGCUGAAUGAGGCGGGCAUGGUGGAGAAGACGUCUGGGAGCGGAGACGGAGCGAGGGCCCGGGUGGACGGCGCCGCUGGACCCGAGGGCGCGCCCGAGGCCCGGGCCAAGCCAGCCAUGCGCGUCCGCCUGGAGGACCGCUUCAACAGCAUCCCCACUGAGCCACCGCCUGCGCCGCGUGGCACCCAGCCACCCGAGCCAGGCGUGGCGCUCAACAAUUUGGUAGCUCUCAUUCGACAUCCAUCUGAAUUAAUGAAUGUUCCUCUUCAUCAGCAACAAAACAAAUGUACAACAUUAGUGAAAAAUAAAACUGCUGCUACAACUACUGCUUUGCAAUUUACAUACCCACUGUUUAUUACAAAUGAUUGCUCUACUAGUGGAAAUUCUAAUGUUUCACAGACGCAGAGUUCUAGUAACUCAUGUUCUAUACUUGAAGCUGCCAAGCACCAGGAUAUUGGAUUGCCUAGAGCAUUUUCUUUCUGUUAUCAGCCAGAAAUUGAAUCCACUAAACAGACGUUAGGUAGUAGGAACAAAGCUUUGCCUGAGCAAGUUUGGAUUAAAGUGGGAGAAGAAGUGCUAUGCAAACAAGCACUGAAGAGGAAUCCGAGUAGAAUGCGUCAGUUGGGCACAAAUGUAGAGCGAAGAGCCCUUGCAGAGAUUCAGAAUGUGGGCAAAGGCGCCACCGCCACACAAGGUGCUCGGCAGUCCUCGGAGUCCUCACAGGCAAACGUGGGGGAGCAGGCCCAGAGUGGGCCCCAGGGAGGAAGGUCUCAGCGUAGGGAGAGGCAUAACCGAAUGGAAAGAGAUAGAAGGCACAGAAUCCGCAUUUGCUGUGAUGAGUUGAAUCUCUUAGUGCCGUUCUGCAAUGCUGAGACUGACAAGGCCACAACUCUGCAGUGGACCACAACAUUCCUGAAAUACAUCCAGGAAAGACAUGGAGAUUCUCUUAAAAAGGUUCUAAGCACAAACUCCAGAUACGUCAUGUUAUGGACUUGCUUCCUGAAGAUGAAAUCAGCAGUUGAUGGAAAGAAUCCACAACACACCUACAGAACGGCAAAUCACAAAUGUUGUCUCCAUGAAGCCAGGAGCUUUGCAUUUGAAAUAUCUAUCUGGGCUCAUUUCCAGCUGUUCAGGAUUCAGAUUCCCGAAGGCUUCCUCAGCAUUUAACUCAUUCCUUGUUGGCUGAAGGCACUGGGACUGUUUCUCCACAUGCAAACUGAUCUUUGUCAUGAAUCACUUUUAUAAUGAGAGAGCAGC